AUGACUAUGAGUACCAACAACAACGGCAACCACAGCAAAGAAAAGCUUGUGGUUGAGGUGGUUGCAGCGCACAACCUCAUGCCCAAAAACGGUGAAGGUUCCUCUUCACCAUUUGUAGAAGUAGAGUUUGAGAAUCAAAGGCUCAGAACCCAAGUAAAAUACAAAGACCUCAACCCCAUUUGGAACGAAAAGCUUGUGUUCCAUAUCAAAGACGUGGCUGAUCUUCCUUACAGAACCAUAGAAGCCAAUGUCUUCAACGAGAGGAGGUCCAGCAAUAGUAGAAAUUUCCUGGGAAAAGUUCGAGUUUCGGGCUCUAACAUUGCAAAAGAAGGUGAAGAGGUUCCUCAGCUUUAUACCCUUGACAAAAGGAGCCUUUUUUCUCACAUCAGAGGGGAAAUAAGCUUCAAGCUUUACCUUUCAACAAGGGAAAAGGUCAAGGAAGUUGGGGCUAAUGGAACAGUCUCCUCCUCUAUUUCUGCUCCUUCUGCUCCUUCCGCUCCUUCUGCUUCGGCUUCUGGGUUUUCGAAGAAAAGCAAGAAACUUCAGGGACCAAACUCAGCCAUGGCGGCAAAUCAGCAGCUGGUGCAAGAAACAAAGCAAACCCAACAGAACCAGAACAACAACCACCACUCAAAGAAUGUGGAUCAGCCAAGUCCAGGUGAGGUGAUACUGAUGAACAAGCCUGUUUUGAUUAAUACAGGGCCUGGUUCUGUUAUGUCCGGCUCCGGAGGCGGUGGGGUGGGUGGGUACUCAAAUGGGUUGACCGAGUUUUCACUCAAAGAGACUCGGCCUCAACUCGGAGGUGAGUCUUUGAAAAAGGACAAAACUAGCUCUACUUAUGACCUUGUUGAGCAAAUGCAGUACCUUUAUGUGAGAGUUGUGAAAGCCAAAGAAAUCUCUUUGUUUGGUGGUGGGGAUUUGGUGGCUGAAGUAAAGUUAGGGAACUACAGAGGAAUUACAAAGAGGGUUGGUUUGAACAAUGUUGAGUGGGGUCAAGUUUUUGCUUUUUCAAAAGAUUGCAUACAGUCAUCAAUGGUGGAGAUUUUUGUGAAAGAGGGCAGCAAAGAUGACUUCUUAGGCCGUGUUUGGUUUGAUUUGAAUGAGGUUCCCAAGAGGGCCCCGCCGGAUAGUCAGUUGGCUCCACAAUGGUAUAGAAUGGAGGAUAAGAAGGGUGAUAAGUCGAAAACAGGGGAGGUGAUGCUUUCAAUUUGGUUUGGAACUCAGGCUGAUGAGGCAUUUGCUGAAGCUUGGCAUUCGAAGUCUGCCAAUGUGAAUUUUGAUGGGCAUUGUUCGAUUAAGUCGAAGGUUUAUUUGUCCCCGAGGCUGUGGUAUUUGAGAGUUUCCAUCAUUGAAGCUCAAGACAUUGUUCCUGGUGGGAAAGGGCCUGCAAUGAUGUGGUUUCCUGAGCUUUCCGUGAAAGUUCAGGUGGGAAACCAGGUUUUGAGGACUAGAAUUGCACAGCCAAGCAGCUUGAGGAGCCUCUCCAACCCUUAUUGGAAUGAUGAGAUGAUGUUUGUGGUGGCUGAGCCAAUAGACGACUUCUUGUUGGUUUCUGUUGAAGACAAGGUCGGGCCAGGGCGUGAUGAGGUGGUGGGGAGAGUGCUUCUUCCGAUGACAGCAAUCGAAAAGCGCACAGAUGAAAAGCCAGUGGCUUCAAGAUGGUUUAAUCUUGACAACAACCAUUUCAACAAUGCAGCAGAAGAGUCCAAAAUGAUGACAAGGUUUGGGUCUAGAAUUCAUCUUCGGGUUUCACUUGAUGGUGGUUAUCAUGUGCUAGAUGAAGCCACAAUGUAUAGCAGUGAUCUUAAGCCAACUGACAAGCGGCUUUGGAAGCCUCACAUUGGUGUGCUUGAAAUGGGGAUUUUGGGUGCAACAGGGCUUAUGCCAAUGAAAAUCAAAGAAGGGAAAAAAGGGUCUAGUGAUGCCUAUUGUGUUGCAAAGUAUGGUCACAAAUGGAUUCGAACUCGAACUGUUGUCGAUAGCUUGUCCCCAAAAUGGAACGAGCAGUACACUUGGGAGGUGUAUGAUCCCUGCACAGUUGUCACAAUUGGAGUGUUUGAUAAUUCCUGCAUAAACAAGAACUUGGCAAACAAUCCAGGAGCUCGCGAUUCACAAAUUGGGAAAGUUAGGAUUCGAUUGUCCACACUUGAAUCUGAUCGGGUUUAUACUCACUCGUAUCCCCUCCUCAUGCUGCACACUUCAGGGGUAAAGAAAAUGGGUGAGCUUCAUUUAGCUAUUCGGUUUACAUGUGCUAAUAUGGCUAACAUGAUGCAUAUGUACACAAUGCCACUGUUACCAAAGAUGCAUUUUGUGAACCCUUUGAGUGUGAAUCAAUUGGAGACCCUGAGGUACCAAGCAAUGAAUGUGGUGGCCUCUAGGCUUAGCCGGGCAGAGCCGCAAUUGGGCAGAGAGGUCGUGGAGUAUAUGCUUGAUCAUGACUCCCAUAUGUGGAGCAUGAGAAGGAGCAAAGCCAACUUCUUUCGACUAAUGAAUGUUCUCUCAGGACUUGUUGCUAUGGGAAGAUUUGUGGAAUUGAUGCGCAGUUGGAACAAGCCAGUCUACUCAGCUCUAUUUGUUGCAUUUUUCCUCUUUCUCGUUGCAUUUCCAGAGCUCAUAAUCCCAAUGAUUUUGCUUUACACUGCCUUCUUGGGACUUUGGCGAUAUAAGUCUAGACCACGCCAACCUCCCCACAUGGACACCCAGCUUUCCCAUGCUGAGAGCGUCUAUGCCGAUGAAUUGGAUGAGGAAUUCGAUUCGUUCCCAACAAGUCGGAGUGCUGAGGUUGUUCGAAUGAGGUAUGACCGGCUUAGGAGCUUGGGGGGAAGGAUUCAAACUGUUGUUCGUGACAUGGCUACACAAGGUGAACGCUUCCAAGCAUUGCUGAGCUGGAGAGACCCGAGGGCCACAUUCUUGUUCUCCAUCUUUUGCUUGAUUGCUGCUGUUGUGUUCUAUGCAGUGCCAAUCAGAAUUGUGGUGGUUUUGUUGGGCUUGUAUGUUCUGAGGCCGCCGAGGUUCAGAAGCAAGUUGCCUUGCCAACCUUUGAGUUUCUUUAGGAGGUUGCCCACCAGGGCUGAUAGCUUGUUGUAG
Messenger RNA from Prunus armeniaca (apricot), 3087 nucleotides. Lineage: Eukaryota; Viridiplantae; Streptophyta; Magnoliopsida; Rosales; Rosaceae. The record is from the annotation of a GenBank genome assembly.